This is a messenger RNA of Staurois parvus, 274 nucleotides long. NCBI's taxonomy places the organism in Eukaryota, Metazoa, Chordata, Amphibia, Anura, Ranidae. The record is from the annotation of a GenBank genome assembly.
AAGAUAAAGAACUGUGAGGGUUGAUUAGGUUCAGACUUGAGUGUUCAUGCAUGUUAUAGAGAUGAAUACAACCAGGGGCAGACUGACAACUUAUGGGGCCCCCGGGCAAUAGGGGAUCAUGGGGCCCCUGUGUCCUUGCCCAAACUCAAAAAAGCCUAUGAAAAAGGUACCAGGGGCAUCUCAUGGGGCCCCGGGCAGUAUCAGGGGCAUCUCAUGGGGCCCGAGUUUCCAAAUGGUCAGUCCGCCCCUGUAUAUAUAUAUAUGUAAGUACAAU